Messenger RNA from Cooperia oncophora, 447 nucleotides. Lineage: Eukaryota; Metazoa; Nematoda; Chromadorea; Rhabditida; Trichostrongylidae. The record is from the annotation of a GenBank genome assembly.
AUGGCUCCGUUUUUGAUCGUUACGAUGACGGAGAGCACACAACUGGAAGUCAAUGCCCAUGUGAGAAUUGACGAAUACGGGUUCUUUCUUUAUUGGCUGAUAGAGUCCAGAGAUGCAGUUGUACUGGAUAUCGGCCAAGUGUGGGAAGCACGUCCUUCUGGUUUACCGAAGGAUGGGCGAGUGCUGUUUGAACUUGAGCAACGAGGGGCCCGUGAAACCCUGGAAGAGAGAACGAUCUGGAUCACUCACGGACAAGAUCUCGUAAACGUUCAAAGCUUUUAUCUAGUCGCUGAGACUGUUGAAAUUGCCAAACUGGAAAUGGCUGACGCUGAGUGUAAACGAUCGCAGGAAAAUCCCGAUCAAGCUUCUCGUCAAGACAUUUUCCUCUGGGAAACCCGAGAAAAUGGUCCUGAAGUGUCUGAGCGAUCUUGGACUGUGUGGAGAUAA